CCUUCAUAAGGCAUCAGCUGGCAGCUGUGGUUCAUACCUGCAGGUAAUGGACAGGUAACUCCCCAGUCCCCACACCAGACUGUCUCACCUGGAGCCAGGAGAUGGACAAAGGAGACAGCGGCGUGGAUAACCCUGCGUUUGAGAUACAAGAUGCCAAUCAUUACGACACCAAGUCUUCAAUCCAUGCCAACGGCCCAGGACAGGAGGAGAAGAAAGGCCAUCCCAUUGCUAAUGACCGGAACAAGCUGGCAUACACGGUGACUGAUGUGCCCCCUUGGUACCUGUGCAUCUUUCUAGGCAUCCAGCAUUACCUGACUGCACUGGGGGGGAUUGUUGCCAUUCCCUUGAUCCUGUCUAAAGACCUCUGCCUAACUCACGACCCCCUGACGCAGAGUCACCUGAUCAGCACUAUUUUCUUUGUCUCUGGGAUUUGUACCCUCCUGCAGGUCCUGUUUGGGGUCAGGUUGCCAAUCUUGCAGGGCGGAACUUUUACCUUCCUCACGCCGACUCUAGCCAUGUUAUCCCUCCCAAAGUGGAGAUGCCCAGAAUGGACCCAAAAUGCCACCCUAGUGAAUGCCACGUCUCCGGAGUUUGUGGAAGUUUGGCAGUCGCGGAUACGGGAGGUUCAAGGGGCCAUUAUGGUUGCGUCUUGCUUCCAAAUCUUUGUUGGAUUUUCUGGUUUGAUUGGGUUCCUCAUGAGGUUCAUCGGCCCCUUGACGAUCGCCCCCACUAUCACCCUGAUCGCUCUGCCACUCUUUCAGUCCGCUGGUGGAGAUGCCGGGACCCACUGGGGAAUAUCUGCCAUGACUACUUUCUUCAUAGUUUUGUUCUCUCAGUAUCUAAGAAAUGUACCAUUGCCAAUUCCCUAUUACUCGAAAAGUAUGAGGAAGUGGCAGUGUUCCAAGUCCUACAUCUUCCAGAUCUUCCCAGUACUUCUUGGUAUUUCCAUCUCUUGGCUGAUUUGCUACGCUCUGACGGCAACCAACGUCUUUCCAUCCAGGCCUGAGAGCUACGGGUAUUUUGCUCGUACUGACGUUAAAGGAAACGUUUUGUCUGAAGCUCCGUGGUUUCGCUUCCCCUAUCCAGGCCAGUGGGGAAUACCUACCGUCAGUCUGGAGGGGGUAUUCGGGAUUUUGGCUGGAGUAAUUUCAUCCAUGGUUGAGUCAGUGGGCGAUUACCACGCGUGUGCACGCCUUUCAGGGGCUCCGCCCCCUCCUAGACAUGCCAUAAACAGAGGAAUUGGAAUAGAAGGGAUUGGGUGCUUGUUGGCGGGAGCCUGGGGCACCGGAAAUGGAACCACCUCCUACAGUGAGAAUGUCGGUGCCCUUGGAAUCACCAGGGUUGGGAGUCGGAUGGUGAUAAUUGUCGGAGGGAUAUUGAUGCUUAUUAUGGGCAUGUUUAGCAAAAUUGGUGCUGUGUUUGCAACAAUACCGACCCCAGUCAUUGGCGGAAUGUUCCUGGUAAUGUUUGGAGUAAUAGCGGCUGUUGGGAUGUCUAAUUUGCAGUAUGCGGACAUGAAUUCCUCGAGAAACAUAUUCAUAGUUGGAUUCUCCAUAUUUUGCGGACUUACCAUUCCGAACUGGGUGACCAAUAAUACGUCCCUUCUACAGACAGGCAUCGUUGAGUUGGACCAAGUGAUCCUGGUACUGUUAACCACUGGAAUGUUCGUAGGCGGGUUCCUAGGAUUUUUCUUGGAUAACACGAUACCAGGUACAAAGGAAGAGCGUGGAAUUGCUGCGUGGAAAGAGAUUAACGUAGAGGAUGAAGAUGACUGCUCUGAUGUUGGGGAUGUCUAUGAUCUUCCGUUUGGCUUCGGCACCAAGUGCUGCACCUUCUCCUGGCUCCGAUAUGUUCCGUUCUGCCCGAAACCCAAGGAGCUGCCAUUUGUUACUCAUAAGAACCAUGAACUUAAUGGCUACACGGAAACCAAGCACUGAGUGUAAAUCCAGUGCGGCACAUUCGGGAAUAUUCCUUGUUAAUGCAGCUUUCUCAAGGUGGUACUGAUGUCUACCAAGCACUAGGUUACCCGAUAACGAAAAACCUCUGUAUGUCUGAGUAUUUUAAUAUUACAUAAACCCCAUCCCUGGUCAGAAUCUGUGUGCAGAUCUAUUUAUGGGUAUUUUAAAAGGAAACUGAUAAUGAACUCCGAUCUGGAACGCCCCAUGAGUUGAUGGUCACUUUUUCGAGAGGGAUUCCUAACCUGUAUAGUAAAUUAUUGUGAAAUGAAAGGGAUGAUCCAUCUCAUCAGUAUAAACCUUGGACCAUGAGAACACUCCGAUCAAUCGCUCCUCGCCGCCUCAAGGCGAUGAGUGCCAUUAUCUCCCUAUGAUAUUGUCUUCAAAACAAGGCGUUUGUGGAUCAUCCGACCGGGAAAUAAACCCUGAGCCAAAUCUA
Pseudophryne corroboree (corroboree frog) is the source of this 2394-nucleotide messenger RNA. Its product is annotated as solute carrier family 23 member 1-like. The transcript is spliced from 12 exons. Bases 102 to 1937 code for a protein of 611 amino acids. The record is from RefSeq and is a predicted model, not a curated record. Lineage: Eukaryota; Metazoa; Chordata; Amphibia; Anura; Myobatrachidae. Gene Ontology annotation, biological process: transmembrane transport. Gene Ontology annotation, cellular component: membrane. Gene Ontology annotation, molecular function: transmembrane transporter activity.